AGGAGCUGGGCCUGCCCGGGCCAAUACCCUCCUGGCCUUCUUUGUUCCCAGCCUGGCCAAGCCACUGCCAGCCCCCUGAAGAGAGCCAGUCAGACUGGGACAGAAGCGCUGGGCAGCCAUGAGGCUCCUGCUCGGGGCUCUGCUGCUGGGCUGGCUGUGUGGGGCCUUCGCCGCAGAGGAGUCCUGCGUGGGGCGCUGUGACAAGGGCUUUGACGAUCAGAAGAAGUGCCAGUGCGACGACCUCUGCUCCUACUACCAGAGCUGCUGCGACGAUUACUUCACAGCCUGCAAACCCAAAGUGACGCGUGGGGAUGUCUUUUUCAAGCCAGAGGACGAGUACCUGGAUUACUAUGACGUCGAUCUCACCAAUGCCACGGCUACUGUCCCCACCGACCCCUUCUCGGAGCCAGUGAGCGGAGAUCCACAGGAGUUCUGGCCAACAGAAGAGACAACAGUGCCCUUUGAGGCAACAGUGCCCUCUGAAACAACAGUGCCCUUUGAGGCAACAGUGCCCUUUGAGCCAACCCUCUCGCCUGAGCCCGAGACAGCCACCACGGAGUCAGAAGAGUUCUUGUGCAGCAGAAAACCCUUUGAUGCUUUCAUGACAGUGAAAAAUGGCUCCAUCUACACCUUCCGGGGGAAAUAUUUCUAUGAACUUGAUGAGAAGAGUGCAAGGCUAGGGUACCCUAAACUUAUCCGGGAAGUGUGGGGCAUCGAGGGACCUAUUGAUGCAGCCUUCACCCGCAUCAACUGCCAGGGCAAGAGCUACAUCUUCAAGGGGAGCCAAUACUGGCGCUUUGAGGACGGAGUCCUGGAGCCCGAUUUCCCCCGCAACAUCUCAUACGGCUUUAAAGGGAUCCCCGACCACAUCGAUGCUGCUUUUGCACUGCCCGCUCAGAACUACCUGGCCAGCGAGAGGGUCUACUUCUUCAAAGGGAAGCGCUACUGGAGCUACGACUUUGACAAGCAGCCGAGCCGCGAAAACUGCGAGGAGACGACUCCGUCGCUGGUCUUCGACCACUUUGCGCUCUUGCUGGAGGACAGCUGGGAGGAGAUCUUUAUGGAGCUUUUCGGAGGCUCACGGCGGAGCGGGGCCAGCAGGCCACGCUACAUUAGCCAGGACUGGCGAGGGGUGCCGAGCCAGCUGGAUGCCGCCAUGGUCGGCCGGAUCUACGUGGCGCACAGCCCAUCGAAACGUCGUCGCUCGAGGAAGAAGUCAUCACGACGGCAUCGCAAGAGGUAUCGCAGCCGCCGCCGCUGGGGCAACUGGAAGUCGAGUGCCUGGGAUUGGCCGGAAGACACAAGCUCAGAAUCCAUGGACCUGGACUGGCUGCUGAGCUCGCCCACCUCCUGCCAGCCCUACCAGAGCGUCUAUUUCUUUGUGGGAGACAAGUACUAUCGUCUUAACCUGCGCACGCGGCGUGUGGACUUCGUGUACCCCAAAUACCCGCGCAGCAUUGCCAAGUACUGGCUGGGUUGCCCGUCUAAUGCAGGUCUGGCCUAGCUGCAGCCGCAGCCCUCUUGAAGCUGACACCAGCAGCCCAAUAAAGCAUUGCCUUUCCAGCUUC
This is a messenger RNA of Heteronotia binoei (common prickly gecko), 1568 nucleotides long. RefSeq names its product vitronectin (gene VTN). The record is from RefSeq and is a predicted model, not a curated record. Gene Ontology annotation, molecular function: scavenger receptor activity; polysaccharide binding; extracellular matrix binding. NCBI's taxonomy places the organism in Eukaryota, Metazoa, Chordata, Lepidosauria, Squamata, Gekkonidae. The coding region runs from base 119 to 1504 and encodes 461 amino acids. Gene Ontology annotation, biological process: cell adhesion mediated by integrin; immune response; cell-matrix adhesion. The transcript has 8 exons.